Molecule: messenger RNA, 8277 nt
Organism: Verticillium alfalfae VaMs.102
Lineage: Eukaryota; Fungi; Ascomycota; Sordariomycetes; Glomerellales; Plectosphaerellaceae
Product: lovastatin nonaketide synthase
Exons: 4
Coding region: 1-8277 (2758 amino acids)
Biological process (GO): secondary metabolite biosynthetic process; amino acid activation for nonribosomal peptide biosynthetic process
Cellular component (GO): cytoplasm
Molecular function (GO): phosphopantetheine binding; catalytic activity
Source: RefSeq, a predicted model, not a curated record
AUGCUCCUCGGUGCCCCGCUGCCACCGAGCCAGUACCGAUUGAGAUCGAUCCAAGACAUCGAGGUCAGCACGAGACGCCUCGAAUGUUCAGACUUGGACGGACAUGAAGUCCCGUCCAUUGUCACGAGCAGUGCUCCUAUCAACGGAAUAGCACUCGCUAGCGCCAAGAUUCUGGCCAAGGAUGGCGAGACGUUGAUGGACCUCCGCAACGCAGAGUACGUGGCAGUGGCCCCUUUACAGGCAGACCCUGCCCUCGAAUCUUUAUUCUUUCAGCGCAAGAUUCUUCCCGACAUAACGUACGCAGGCAACUCUGACUUGGACUAUGACUCUGGCACAGGCCAAGAAGGCCACGCUUUCUUGAGUCUGACCAGAUUCUUCGAGCUUCUCACGCACAAGUGGCCCAUGGCUGAUCUCGCGAUUGAUGUUGGCAAUGACGACGGACUUGACUCCGCGGCGUACCACAUCGUAUCGGGCCUUCGGAAACUGAGCUGGUCAACCAACAGGUCACGGUUCAGAUCUCUCACCAUCGUCAACCAGAGCAUUGACGCCUCAGAAAGCGGAACAAGUAUUACCAACAAAUGGCCAAUUGAUAAUCGUCUCAGCAUCACCCCCUCACUCGAUUCGGAUCCUGACGCCCAGUUCCAUGCCGUUUUUACCCUGUCAGACCGAUACGAAUCCGCCUCGAGUCGCGUGCACCCAUCUGGCUUCAUAUGCUUACUCAAGAAAACCAAGAGUGAAGAAGAUAACCGGCCUGAUAGCCAUGACGGUGCGACACAGUUCACAUGGCCAUCCAAUCUUGAGCCCGUAUAUUCCGCCCAGAGCAAAGAAGGCUGGGAUUGGAUCAUUGGAAGACGCCGAAUUCAGAAGAGCCUGACUGGUUCCGAGACCGAUGCUGCUGGAAAAAGCGAAUCUAACAGCUCUAGGAUGGGGGUUCGGGUCUUUGCGCCAGCCGAGUCACUGCCUCGCAGCUUCAGGCUUGCAGAUUCACAUUUCGAAGUUCAGGAUGUUUCCGCGUUGCAAGACGAGUCGUUGUUCUCCGAACCGUUCGACGCCAUCAUCCUCGACACUGGUGAUAGCUCGAUUCUACUGCGAGACGCCGCAGGCCCAGAUGAGUCUCUCACGUGGACGCAGAGUCUCGUGGGGCACGUACAAACACUGGUUUGGGUGUCUUCGGCGUCCACAGCGCAGCCAUUCAACGGUGUGGAUGGCGCUUUCAUCCGAACUCUCGCCACGGAGAACCCCCGUUUCCGAGGCGUGAGUAUCGCCGUAAGCAAGAGCGUUGGGGAUAGUGAGCUGGAAAAUUUGUGCAGUCAGAUUUAUGAGCGCACCAGGGAUGGAGACGCCGAAGUUGAGCUAUACAUACAAGACGGCAUCGUCCAAUGUCUCCGCUACCACCCGGAUGACGAGCUCUCGGCGUCGGUCGACCUGGUCCCGGCAACUCGAAACAGCGCGGCUCAUGGCUUCGAGUACAAAAUCAAUGGCGUCGGUAACGGCCGUGUCGAGAUGAUCACCACUGUUCCAUCCUUACCCAAUACAGCACGGGUCUGUGGCUCUGAAACCCUUGUCAGCGUGUUGGUAGAGGUUUCCCUCGUUGGUGGCGAGGACGUUGCCAAGAUUCAUGGCACUAGUGGCCCGCUCGCUCGCGAGGGACUGGCAGCUUUCUUCAUCGGUAGGACGCUGGAAACAAGUGAUCCAGAUAGACCAUAUGGCAACCGCGUCUUCGGCUGGUGCUCUGGUGCCCACGCUUCUACGGUAUACGUCCACACCAGCCAGAUAAUUCACCUCGAAGACCAUGUAACUGCUGAUGAUGCUCAGCAUGGUAAGAGUAACCUUGGCCUCGUGCGCGCCCUUGGCAGACUGGCGUCACAAGCUACAGCUGCGUGCCUCGUCGCCUUCGAGGGAAGGGUUCGCCAAAACGACAGGAUAAGGGCGAACGAACUGUCGGCCGCCAUCAGGAUCGCCGUGACCAGUGUCGCUGCCAGGAACUCUGCAAUGAUUGUAGACAGCGACUCGGAAAACGGCCAUCGGCAAGAGGAGUCAACUCACGACCUUGAAAUAUCAUAUGACGGGAGCAGCGGUUUUCUAGUCAACGGCCGCCAUGUGCGUCUUGCAUCUGUACUGGAAAGAUAUGCCCUGACCACGGUCCUGGCCGCCAGUGCCCCCCUGGACGCCAAGUCUCUGCCCGAGACUGAGGUCUUUGGCAUUCAAGACUUCUCUGAAGCAUUCGAUUAUGCAGCGAAGAAUCCCCUCUCUACCACCAUACUUCGACACGCUGGUGGGCUCGGAUCCCUCAACACUGCCUGGAUCACACCGAGAACGACUGCCACCACCGACGAAAAGCAGGAAGAAGAGCAGCUCUUCCGAGGCGACGGCGCGUACAUUGUCCUCGGUGGCUUGGGCGGUCUCGGUCGACAUCUUUUACCCUGGAUGGUCAAGAAUGGCGCCAAGCACGUCGUGGCCCUGGGUCGCAAAUCACCGCUCUCAACUGACGGUGCGCUCGAACUCACAGAUCGCAUAGCCGGCCUCGGCGGCAGACUAAGCAUCCUUCAGGCCGAUGGCAGUCAACCAGACGAGGUCGAGGCCGCGCUCGCUCAGGUUCGCACUGAAUCGCCAAUCAGGGGUAUCAUAAACAUGGCUAUGGUGCUUGCUGAUCGGCCCUUUGCGACCAUGUCCGCGGAGGAGUGGCACCGUUCGAUCCAGGCCAAAGUGCACAUCUCGUGGAACCUCCACGGUGCCACGCUUCAAGAUGAUCUCGACAUAUUUGUCCUCUUCUCCUCGGUCGUGUCCAUGACAGGCAACCGCAUGCAGGCUAACUAUGCCGUGGGCAACGCGUUCCAGAACCGUCUCGCCGCCCACCGCCGGUCCCUGGGGCUGACCGGCGUCUCCCUGGCCCUGCCCCCGAUGCACGGCGUCGGCAUUCUUGCCGGUAACGAUGGCCUCCUGGAGUAUUUCGACCAGGCGGGCCUUGCUCCGGCCGGGCCUGACGAGUUGACCUUGCUCAUGAAGGCCGCCGUGUACGAAUCGCGCCGGGCGUCUGGCGCAUCCUUCAUCGGCGCGGGCCUGCAAAUGUUCAACAAGAUCGAUGGCAUCAUCCAAGCCAAACCGACCCAAACGCAAAUGUUCUGGGUUGAGCAGCCCGAAUUCAGCUUUUUGAUGGACCACCAGCGAUCCUCGGGCAGCUCCGCCAGCACGCGAGGCGACGAGCCGCUCCGUGAGAGAGUAAACAAGUCAUUGGACCACGAUAAGGAGGAGGGCGAGGUGACAAAAGGACUCAUCAUGAAGAGCUUCCUUCAAAGCCUUGCAAAUCUUCUCGGCUACACCGUUGUGGCGUUUGAUCCUCGAUCCCCCAUCGCCGCCUACGGCCUGGACUCCCUCAACGCCGUCGCAUGUCGGUACUGGUUCUUCAAAGAGCUGGCCGUCGACGUGCCCGUCUUUGACAUACUCGGUUGCAGGUCUAUCCUGGAGCUGGUAGCGAGAGUAUUUUCGAAACUCAGGGCUCAAGUUCUUGAUGCCUCGGCGCCAGAGUCUUCGUCAUCUGCCUUUCCGCUGGUCAAGCUUCCCGACCCUCGACGGCUCGAUCCUGAAGCGUCGCGGCCGCUGUCAUACUCACAGCAGCGCCUCUGGUUCCUACACAACUUCCUCUCGGACAAGACGGCGUACAACCUCCUCCUUGUCUGCCACAUCGACGGCACUGUCAGGUCUGAUCUUCUCUGCAAGACCUGGGAGGUGCUGCUUCAUCGACACGAGGUUCUCAGGACUCGCUUCAUUGACACGCCAAAGGGUCAGCAGCAAGUCGCCGUUGACGCGUCGGAUACUGGCUUCCAGUUCACGACAGUGGAGGUGGAUUCCGCUGCUGAUGACGCGGCAUUUGAUGCCAAGGUGAGGGAACUUGAGAUGGCUGCCCAGUCAUACAACUUUGAUAUAUCUCAGGGUGAACUAGUCCGUUGUUGGCUCCUCGUGUCACCUUCGUCCUCAGCAACACGCCGUUCCCGGCUUUUCCUUGCGUCUCACCACCUGGCAUGGGACAGGACAUCAACAGCCGUCGUCUUUGACGAGAUCAGCACAAUCUAUAAAUCACUACUGCGAGGCGAGGCGCCACAGCAAAACCUCGAGCCUCCCGCGUUCCAGUUUGCUGACUAUGCAUCAUGGCAGCGCCAGUGUAUCGACCAAGACACGUUCCGCGAGCCGCUGGUCGGGUACUGGCAGACGCAGCUCGAGGGAGCUCCAGACGCUGUAUCUCUACUACCACUGGCGCACGCAGACCAGAGGCCGCCAGUGAAGCAGCUCGAGACGGGCACAGCAACCCUUCGUCUUUCGAAAGAAGUCGGUGCCGCCAUCAAGACGUUCUGCGCCGCCCACGCCAUGACCCCCUUCAUGUUUAUGACGGCGGCCGUCGCCGCCCUCUUCCACCGGCUGACCGGCGACGAGGACGUUAUCAUUGGUGUAGCAGACGGCGAUCGCGGCCAUUCGGCUUUCGACCGCCUCAUCGGCUUCGCCGUCAACAUGCUGCCCAUCCGCUCCCGCAUGGCGCCCGAUAUGCGCUUCCUCGACCACCUCGACAGCUUCCGCGAGGCGUGCCUCGGCGCCUACGCCCACCGAGAACUCCCCUUUGACUACCUCGUCCACAAGCUCGCCGUCCCACGCAGCACGGCUCACGGACCCAUUUUCCAGAUCACCGUCAACUAUGUCGUGCACGGCUCCUUUGCAACAGCCGACUUUGACGACUUCAAGUUUGUCGAGUAUGACCACUUCAACGCACGCUCGCAGUCCGAUGUGGGCCUCGACAUCGAAGAGGCCAUGGAUGGCGCGCUGAACUGCGUCUUCGAGUUCGACACGGCGCUGUACUCGAAGUCAGCAAUCGAGGAGCUGGCCCGCAUGUACGAGAACCUCAUGGUGCACGCCAUGGAGGCCGGCGGUGAGACGGCCCUGCGCGACGUUAGGCUCGCCUCGCGCGAGGAUGACGAGGCCGUGGCCGCUAUCCUUCGACCCCGGUGGGAUGCAGACUUGAUCCAGCUGUGUGAGCAGACAUUGUUCCCGCAGCUCUUUGACGAAUCGGUGAAACGCUAUGCGCACAAGAUUGCCGUCAUCGACGAGACGACCAGCUUGACCUACCUCGAACUCGACCAGCGCGUCAAUGCAAUCGCACAUAUACUGAUCACUUCAGGAGCUGAACCUGGCGAAGCAGUCGGCGUCUACAUCGAGUCGGGCGUCGACCUGGCCGUCGCCAUCUACGGCAUCUGGAGAGCAGGGUGCGCCUUCGUAGCCAUUCACGACGUGCCCGAAGAGCGCCUGCGUUCCAUGAUAGAGGACGUCGAUAUGCAAAGAGCCCUCGUUGACGCGACAGGUCGCGAAGGGAGCCGGGUGCACGAGCUGAUCGCCGCUGGCCUCGAGUCCCGCCAUGUUCACAGGAUCGACCAGAUCCAGACCAUCGGGCAGUUCAGCGCGCCGCCUCAAAUCGCGCGACCCGUCAGAGGCGACGAUCCUUUGUGCUGCAUCUUCACGAGCGGCAGCACUGGUCGACCGAAGGGCUUGUUCCUGAGCCACUUGCAGUUGCGCAUGUGGUACCGCGGCUACUACGAGACAACGGUUGGUAUUACUGCCGACGCCACGCUCUUGCUGGCCUCGGUGCCGACGUUUGACAUGUCUCUGGUGUCGCUCUUCUCGGCACCGGCGUGUGGGGGUACUCUCGUCGUUGCAUCGCGAGAGGCGCGCUACUCGCCCUCGAGCAUGAUGAACCUCAUCCUCGCCAACGGCGUCACGAGCAUGACCGUGACUCCGUCCCAGCUCGGUGCUUUGCUAGCCGGCGUCGGCAGAAGCAGCAGAGAUCCGAGUUCCUGGCCCCUGCGAAGCUUAGUCCUCGGCGGCGAGGUGGUCCCCGCCAAGGUCGUCCGCGAUUUCUUCGCCCUUGGGCUGCCGUUUGCUCGGCUCUGGAACGGUUAUGGACCCUCGGAGACUGCCCUUUCUGUGUCCCUCAAAGAAAUCACCAAACCGGAGACAGCAUCUCGUCUCGCGCCGCCGCACUUCCCAGCGACUCUCCGCGUCGUCGACGACCGGGGAAGGCCGGCGCCGUUUGGGGUCCCUGGCGAGCUCUACAUCGGCGGCCCUGGGGUGUGCGAAGAGUACGUCAGGCGCCCAGAGAUGACGGCGGCGGCGUUCAUCCCCGACGCCAACGAUGCUGCCGACAACAACAUCCCGCGUAGAUUGUAUCGGACGGGAGAUCUGUUCAUCGUCAAGAUCCGCGGCAUGCGCACGGAGCUCGGCGAGAUCGAGACGGCCAUUUGGGCCGCCCUCGAAGACAUCCUACCGGCCCUCACGACUGACGAUGUUGACCCUGUAGUCAUUACCGCCGUCGCUGUGGUGUACCGGCCACGCGAACAGCUCAUUGCUGCCUACCUCGUGGCGGCGGGUAACACAGUCGAUGACAUGACCAACGAAGAUCAACAGCCGAAGGCCCGCCAGGAACUGGCACGAGCGCUGAGAUUCUCCCUGCGCGCCGUGCUGCCGGUGCACAUGAAUCCCGGUGCAUAUGAGUUCCUCGAGGAGAUGCCGUCCAGCUCGGCGGGCAAGACGGAUUACAAGAGCAUCCUUGCGCUCCCGCCGCCAGUGGCUGAAGUCGCGGCUCACAACUCCUCGAACGACCAGAGCUGGUCUGAACUCUCCGGAAUUCAGCAAGUCCUGGCCGAGAUUUGGAGAGAGGCUCUCGUAUCGGGUGUCACAAGCGUGCCCGUGUCGCCUCUCGACGAUUUCUUCGCUGUCGGCGGCCACUCGCUGGCCCUCGUCAACGUUCAGAACCUCAUUGAGGACAAGUGGAACGUCUCGGUGGCUCUCGCCGACCUGUUUGCCUGGCCCUCACUUCAGGGCAUGGAAAGGCUGGUCCUCGAUGCCCUGGCAUCGCUGGCCACGUCUUCGUCCGAUUCUUCCCCUGCAGACACCACCGCCGCUGGCAGCGACACGGACGUUUCGGCUCCCGAGAGCGAUGCCGGCGAGGAAGCAGUCGACUGGAAGGCCGCAGCCAUCCUUCCCUUUGGCAUUGAUAAGACGGUCCGCUACGCGCCGCUUCAUCCUCCUACGGCUGUCAUUCUCACCGGCGCCUCCAGCAUGUUCGGCAUUCAUCUGCUGCAUCAUCUGCUCUCGACAACAUCUUUGCAUACCAUCUUCUGCAUCGCCGAGCCCGCCGACAGCCACAGUGCCGCUGUCGUCGGCCUAUCUGCCGCUCUGAAGCGAUACAACCUAGCCGACGGUCUAGGCGAGGACAUGCUUUCCCGUGUCCGCGCCUUCCCAGGCAGCCUCUCGCACCCAACCUUGGGCCUUUCCGAGGGCGAGAUUCACUUGCUUGACAGGCAAGCCCACGCCAUCUUCCACCUCGCCUCCGACGUCUCACUCCUCGGCAACUUUGAUAAGGUGCGCGCCGGCAACCUGGGCCCGGUGCACUUCCUCAUCGGACUCGCCCAGGGCCUGCUUCCCGACGCCGACCAUGGGGUGCCGAACGUCAAGGCGCUGCACUACCUCUCGACCUGGGGUGUGCCGCAUCUCCAGGCAUGGCAUGACACUGACCUGUCCAGCGGCGGCGGCGACGGUGACGGCGACGGUGACGGCACACAGUCAACCAUUCGCCGCUCAGAGGAGGCCAUGACGCACAUGGUGCCCGGCAAGUCAGGUCGCCUCGCGUACCUCAAGUGCCGCUGGGCGGCCGAACUGCUCCUCGAAAGCGCUGCCGUCAAGGGUCUGCCCGUGUCCAUCUUCCGACCCAGCAUGACCGCGCCUGCCAACGCCGCCCUGCCUCGCGACGACAUCAACAGGCGCAUCAUCGAGGCCUCGCUGCAGACGGGCAAGGUGCCCCGCUUCGGCGGAGGCAUGGGAUGGCUCACUGCCGACUUUCUGGCAGCCGCCGUGGCACACCUGGCGUUCCGACAAGAGGGCGGCGUCGCAGCUGAGGCUGGGGCUACGAACAGAAGCAAGAUUUGGCACUUCGUGCCCGAGGAGGGCAGCUUCCACGCCUACGCGAAUCUUGACCGGGUGCUGGAGACUGCACAUGGCGGCGGAGAGCUGCGGGUGGUGGAGCCCCGAGAGUGGUUCGCGACCUUGCGCGCGAGCCGUAAUCCCGAAAUGAUCCUGCAAGCGGCGGUACUCGACGAGUGGUACGCAGCCGGCUGGGUUCCGUUCGAGCUGGACGCCAGGCGGACGCUGGAUCUGCUUGCUGAGGAGGCGCAUCUCAGGCCAAGAACGGUCGACCGCAGGCUCAUCCUGGAUAAUGUUGUGGGUCACGAGGGCUUCUAG